GAAUUCGAAAGCAGUGGGGAAGUGAUGUUGGACCUAUCACAGCAUUGCUAACAGACAGCCUAUUACAGUAUUUAAUAAAAACAGAAACAGCAUGCCUAUCAUAGGCUAAUAAAUCCUACCUCCUGCACGCUUUAAAAACAGUAUGAAGCAGCUUUAACGGAGCUUCAGCUAACUAAUUUCAAGCAUGGCUGUCUAGCGUUCCUGUCACUCCUAUUGUCCUUCCAAACUCUUUCAGACAUUUUGAGCUGGGAGUAUUAAAGCUAUGAGUUAGCAAGGGUUUGUGACAUUAAUGGUCCAGAAAGGCUUUAGGCGCGAGAGGUAAGGAUGAUUACCGGUGGCUAUUUGGAGGACUGCACUGGAUCGCUGUCAUUAAAAAUUAAGCGUGGCUUUUGAGGAAGAUGUGACAACUACCGGAGGUCUUUUUGCCACUCCUCCAGGACUUCCACCAAAAGGAAAGGAGCCCGUGGACCAACACCCUCUAAGAUGUUUAUAUGGACCAGUGGCCGGACCUCUUCAUCUUACAGACACGAUGAGAAAAGAAAUAUUUACCAAAAAAUCAGGGACCACGACCUCCUGGACAAAAGGAAAACUGUCACGGCACUGAAAGCAGGAGAGGACCGUGCCAUUCUCCUGGGACUGGCCAUGAUGGUGUGCUCCAUCAUGAUGUACUUCCUGCUGGGAAUCACGCUCCUGCGCUCAUACAUGCAGAGUGUUUGGACCGAGGAGUCUCAAUGCACCUUGCUGAAUGCAACCAUCACAGAAACAUUUAAUUGUUCCUUUAGCUGUGGUCCAGACUGCUGGAAACUCUCUCAAUAUCCCUGCCUCCAGGUGUACGUUAACCUGACUUCUUCUGGAGAAAAAUUCCUUCUUUACCACACUGAAGAGACAAUGAAAAUCAAUCCAAAGUGCUCCUAUAUCCCUAAGUGUGGCAAAAACUUUGAAGAAUCCUUGUCUCUGGUGAAUGUUGUCAUGGAAAACUUCAGGAAGUACCAACACUUUUCCUGCUAUUCUGAUCCGGAAGGAAACCAGAGGAGUGUCAUCCUGACCAAACUCUACAGUUCCAACGUGUUGUUCCAUUCACUUUUCUGGCCAACAUGUAUGAUGGCUGGAGGUGUGGUGAUCGUGGCCAUGGUGAAACUCACACAGUACCUUUCCCUGCUCUGUGAGAGGAUCCAGCGGAUCAAUAGAUAAAAGCAAAAGUGGAUGAGAUAAUUUUCUUUAAAGCUCAAAUACUGUUUUCUUUCAUUCCUCACCAAAGAACCUUAAGUUUGUAAUGUGCAGUCUGUUAUGAGUUCCUUACUAUAUUCUUAUAUGUAGAGCAAUAAUGCAAAAGCUGUCUUUAUGCAAAUAUGUCUGUUAUUCGGAGAAGAAAUAACUCUUUUGUGUUACUUGGUUGUUUCCAUAAUCUUGUUUUGAUGCUGGAACUAGUACUUCUCUCCUUCUGCCAAAAUAGGGCUCAGUUUCUCAUUUGCCAAGCUUUGUGGAAUGGUGUAGACAAUAUCAUUAUAAUCAGGUGCAGGUUCUUAGUUGUCAGAUCUUGUGAAAAUAUUCCUGCAAUAUUUUUCAUCAUUCAUUGUUUACUAAAGCUGCAGCCAAAAAUAUUUUUCCUUUUCUUAUUCAAAAUUGAGCCCUGUAGCAAGUGAAGGGAUUUAUUUAGGUUUCCUAACUAAAGAAGUUAUACAUUUUUCUUGUAUUUCUACCAUAUCACUGUAAAGACGGGGGGGGAAUCCAGCCAGCUAUUUUUCUUUCAUUACUUUAAUUUAUAAUUUAAAAUUUUCUAACUGAUUUUCAAAAAAAAAAAAAAAGAUGUUUUUGUUAACUAAUUCUAUAAUCUCUUCCUGUGAUUUAAAUAACAGAAUUAAUGGAGCCCUCUUCCAUUCAAGACCCUGCUACUGUGUGAGGAGAUGACAUUUAUAAGGAGUUUCUUUUCCAUGAACUGAUUGAAUGUUGAGUAAAUGUUCCAUAACAAUGCAGAAAAGUUUGUUACUGAAUUAAUGUGUGAAAGUCUGUAUUCCAUUUCAACUGAACUACUAAGAUGGUAAAAUUAAGAUACUACUUGCUGGUUGAGAGUAAUGGACUGAUUUCAAUGAGUAAAUCUAUUGUGAUAAGUUGACAUGUUAGAAUAUUGCUCUUGGGAAUUUAUGUUUUCCCCAAGUAUGUAGUCUCUCUGAUAAGCAUUCCCUAUCAGGGUUUUAAAGCUAUGUGCACAGAGUACAUAUCUCCUCUACAUGUUUUAUUUUUCUAUUUACAGUUCCCUUUGUUUUUGUUGCUAGAUUUUAUACACAGAGUAGAUCUUUUUUCCUAAUACACACUGACAAAGAAUAUCCAAUUUAAAGGAAGCCUAAGCUUACAUGGCCAUUAUUGUGUUGGGAGGGGUGGGUGAUGAGGGAUUGUUUUAAACAAAAACAUUCCACCUUUUAUUUAGUAUCAGUAUCAAAAAAAGAAGGCAAACAUGUAUCUUUUUCAUCUAUAUUUACGUAUCUUUUUGUAAUGUAGGAUUAAAGUUUUCUAAGCAUUGCGAAAUUUUACAAAUCAUACUUGUAGAAUGAAUGGUGAAACUAAUCUGAUUAAGUGGAAGUAUUCUGUGAUAUUGUAAUUCAUAGUUUGACUUUUCAUAAACAAAUAAAUCCCUAGGGUGUAAUUAGAACUUCAAAUGUGUAAUUAAAAUUUUUAAAAAUC
Molecule: messenger RNA, 2679 nt
Organism: Condylura cristata (star-nosed mole)
Lineage: Eukaryota; Metazoa; Chordata; Mammalia; Eulipotyphla; Talpidae
Gene: KCNMB2
Product: potassium channel subfamily M regulatory beta subunit 2
Exons: 5
Coding region: 484-1191 (235 amino acids)
Biological process (GO): detection of calcium ion; potassium ion transport
Cellular component (GO): membrane; voltage-gated potassium channel complex
Molecular function (GO): calcium-activated potassium channel activity; potassium channel regulator activity
Source: RefSeq, a predicted model, not a curated record